AUAUUUUCAGUGUCCCAUGUAUUUGACCUAUAUUCCAACUUGAACUUUGGGUCAAGAGUAAGGACACUGUACUCCAGAGGUUUUAGAUUUUGGGUUCACAGACCAUGGAGUAGCUGCUUCCUCCUCUCUACAUAGUGUCUCCUGAAUGCUUCUUUUCCAAACCUUUUGCCUUGUUGCUGAGGAUUUGCAAGUGGCCACUCAUGGACAUAAUGGGUGAGGAGAAGUGUUCCAGAUCUUUGGUCCACAAGCUGCCCCUGGGACAUAUUCUUGGGAAUUCCUAGUGCUAAAUCAAAUGGGGAAGCCAGUACAAAGAACAUGGAACUAGUAGGAAGAGCCAACAUUUGGGCCCCUUGCAAAGGGAGGAAAUGUGCCAGAAUUUGUAAGUGAAACUGUGUUCCAAUUGGUUCUGCUGAUAAGAGCAUCCAGCUGGAAUAUGUACAUAAGCACUGACUUGCAGCAGCUCUCAAUUUGCAUUGUGAAGUUUUACACACUUGGAUCUCUUCUUUCCAAGCAGGGCUGAAUUAAACAAUUUAACAUGUACUCACCACUGCCCAUGACCUUCUUAGCUUUCUUUGGCUUCCUGCUGCACCCAGAAUCGGAAGGUCACUUGAUGUCCCCAAGAGAGAAUGAUGCUGAAACCCACCCGUUGACCUCUGGCUCAAUCAAGGGCCCACUUCAUGUCUUCUUCAGAUCUAUGUCUUCCAAAUCUCUACAGUUCCAGUUGCAGAAAAAGGGUGUUUCCUGCCAAGACUUGAUGCCCGAGGCUAUGGGAAAUUUUGCCAAUGUGCCGUGGAAGUCCCAGACCCUCAUUCGAGCUUCACUGGCACUUGCUUUGCAAGCUGCAGGCUGCAACUGGCAUGCAGAAAUUUUGGUCCAUCGACUCUACAAAGAUCUGGGACAGGAAGACACAGAUGCCCUCCUGUUUGCCAUGGCAGAUGCUCUGGGUACAGCUAACCACGCUGAGAAGAGUAGUAGUAGCACUGCUGCCUUGCAGUUCAAUUUGGACCAGCUGGCACCCACCAAAUCUAGGCGCUGCAGAGGUCUAAUGCAAGUUAAUGAUGCUCUUCUGCAUGGCCAGGGGCACAGCAUCCACAGAGGGUUUCUGGCUGCUGCGGUAGCUUGUCACCACCUGGGUGACUCUUGUGCUGGGGUGUCCGUCAAUGGAACAAGUUCCUUCCAAGUGGUGGAACGAAAUGGCAGCUACCACCUGCCACAUCCUGGCGCCAAAUCCUGGCUCCAUCAGUGCCACAGGCUUGCAAGAGUACAGCGCUCCACUCCAGAUGACUGUGCUAGUGAAAGAGAACAACGGGUCCAUGCAGUCAUGGAGUGGUUACCUGGUGUCAGUACCUUCUACAACUUUGGGACAAGCAUUUACUAUGCAACCCAAGACUGCACAGACCUGGCCAAGGACCGGGCGCUGGACGGUGCCAUAGACCUGGGCUAUGACACCUUGGUAGCUAUGACAGGUGGAGCAGGUGGGGGCAUUGCGUUUGGGGUUUCUGCAGCACUCAAACCAGGGAUGAAAGCAGGGGUGCGUUAUCUGAUAGACUAUUUCAACCAGCAGAAAGAGGAGGCUUACACUGUCCCCACUAAUUACACUGGCCCAGUUAUCAUCAUGUAGUUAUUAUUCAUUACCAUUGAGUACUUCUAUAGCAGAAUGUUUGCAGCCCAAUUCCCACACUCUCACAGCCCACAUGGCCACUGGCUUUGGGAUACUGGGAACUGUAAUCCAAAAAAUUAAAUUCUUCAAUUUCUGCUCUGUAUACCUUUGAUUGGUCUCCUCCAGAUGCAUGUUUUCUGCUCCUAAUGCCAUAUCCUAAUUGUGUUCAAAACCUCAGGUUUUAUGUAAUCCAGUAAUAUCUGGCAGAGCCCGCAAACUGUCUGUAUGCUCAUUGCAGCAGAAAUCCAGCCUUCGCUGCCUGUGCUGAAGAGCAGGUGGAAAUUGCAUUAAAAGUGACUGUGUUGUGCUAAUUUUGCCUAUGAUUGGGGAAGGCUUUUUUCAUUGCUCUGCCUUCCUUCUCUGCUCACAUGCCACCAAGAUAACAGAAUGAUGUGAACAGUAGUGUCUUGGGUACAGUUACGCAGAUAAUCCUGGGAAAUAAAACUGCAUCUUAAAGAGUAAUAA
This is a messenger RNA of Anolis carolinensis (green anole), 2125 nucleotides long. It is a transcript of the gene apof, whose product is annotated as apolipoprotein F. The record is from RefSeq and is a predicted model, not a curated record. The transcript is spliced from 2 exons. Gene Ontology annotation, biological process: cholesterol metabolic process. Lineage: Eukaryota; Metazoa; Chordata; Lepidosauria; Squamata; Anolidae. The coding region runs from base 536 to 1621 and encodes 361 amino acids.